AUGUCCGAAAAAGACCCCCUAGUCCUCUCCUACUCCCACCUGCACCACCUCCCCCAGCCCUCCUCCGCCCUGCACGUCCUCAAAAAGAUCGCCUCCGUCGUCAAACCGCUCAUGCGCGCCCGCGGCUGGCGCGUCCGUGAGCUCGGCGAGUUCUACCCGGAGCAAGAAAAUCUUUUAGGCCUUAACAUCAACCGCGGCGCCAAGAUCUUGUUGCGACUACGCUACCCCUCCGACAAAUCUCUUUUCUUACCCGUUGAGCAGGUAACAGACACAAUGCUGCACGAGCUAGCACAUAUCGUGCACGGCCCCCAUGAUGGCAAGUUUCAGGCGCUGUGGGAUCAGCUGCGGGAUGAGCAUGAGGGGUUGGUGAUGAAGGGGUAUACGGGGGAGGGGUUCUUGUCGGAGGGGCGAAGGCUUGGUGGUGGUGGUGGUGGUGGUGGUGGUUCUUCUUUUAACAGAGGAAGGAUUCCGAUGCAUGAAGCGCGACGGCUGGCGAGGGAGCAAGCGGAGAAGAGAAAGGUGCAGACGACACUAAGUGCUGGGUCGGGACAGAAACUAGGUGGAGCGAGGCCGAGGCCGGGGCAGGAUAUCAGGAGGGUUAUUGUUGAGGCGGUGGAGAGGAGGAAUAAGACGUUGAAGGGGUGCGGAGUUGGGGUGAAGGAUACGGGAGAUAAAGGGCUAGGUGAGCAAGAGAUCCGCAAGAUCGAGGAGCAGGCGACUAGGAACGGCUUUCGCUCCAGGGCGGAGGAGGAUGAGGCGAAUGAAGCGGCCAUUGCGCAGGCGUUGUGGGAGCUGGUGCAGGAGGACGAGAAGAAGAAGUUUGGGAGUGGACCCAAGAGGAUCUGGAGGGCCCACGGUCACUUCUCCUCGAUCACCGCCGCCACCGCAGAUUUCAGCAGAACGAGAACCAUCCAACGAAUCCUCAAGCGAUGGUUGGGCCUGCAGGAUCUGUACCCUCCACAACCCUGA
Sordaria macrospora k-hell is the source of this 969-nucleotide messenger RNA. The record is from RefSeq and is a predicted model, not a curated record. Lineage: Eukaryota; Fungi; Ascomycota; Sordariomycetes; Sordariales; Sordariaceae.